Messenger RNA from Etheostoma spectabile (orangethroat darter), 2200 nucleotides. RefSeq names its product HAUS augmin-like complex, subunit 7 (gene haus7). The record is from RefSeq and is a predicted model, not a curated record. The transcript is spliced from 9 exons. Gene Ontology annotation, molecular function: microtubule minus-end binding. Gene Ontology annotation, biological process: spindle assembly; microtubule organizing center organization. Gene Ontology annotation, cellular component: HAUS complex. Lineage: Eukaryota; Metazoa; Chordata; Actinopteri; Perciformes; Percidae. Bases 144 to 1139 code for a protein of 331 amino acids.
CACCCUGAGUCCACACUCCAAGUCAGUUGGGGGCGAUAAUGCACCCGGAAGUCGUUUGCCAACCACCCUUAAUUUUCGAACGAAGAAGAACGAAACAUCACAAUCACACAGAAGAAGAAGAAGAAGAGCGACUUGUUUGGUAAAUGGCGGGUGCUUUGAAAGAAAAACAACUUGUGCGACAUGUUUAUGCUGCAUUGCAGGCUGCGUCCUGUCCCUUGGUGGAAGGUCUGUACCUACAGGAAGCAGACAGCAUGCUGCAGCUGCUGUGUACUCCCUCUCAGCACCGCACCGACAUACUGGCAUGGAUCUGCAGCAGUAUCAACCCAAACUUUGCCAAUUCCAAGACGAUAUCAGUGGGAUUCAAAGGCCCAGAUGUUUUAACCAAAGAAAUGGCUGUCCUCGGGCAGGAGCUGAUGCUGUGCAAAGCAGAUGAUCUGGACCUGAUCAGGGGUGAUGCAAGUCCUUACUUACAGCUUCGGUUCCUCGAGCAGCUUUUAACUUUAACACCUGGCUGCGAGCAGACCGCUGUGCACAGGGCGGAUCAAGAGAUGCUGCUCAACGAGCUCUACGCCGCGGAGAAUCUGCCUCACCUCACACAAAUGCUCAAACCCACACUCGACCCCUGGCCUUCACACAUCAAGGCUUUACACAAGGCCACCAAGUCAUCCCACAAGCCAAGUAGAGAGGGGGGUGCUGACGUUGCCACCCUUCUACAGCAGACUCAGUCAACACUGGAGCAGCUACAGUCCGAGUGUGAAUUCCUGAGCAGUGAGGCCCAGAGUCCCGGCGUCCUCUCUCCGAGCUCGUUGCGUGUGGCUGCCUGCGACCUCCAGCUGUUAAUGACUACUUUCAGCCAUGUUUUUGAAACGGACUUGAGAGCUUACUGCAGCAGAGAUCCCCCCCGCUUCAGCACAGAGACCGAUGCCUUCCAGAGAACACACCAACUACUGCUGGCCUUCAUCACGGAGCUGGAAAUGCUCAAGGAAGUGUCAGAAGCUGCAGUAUCCAUGAAUGAGGACGUCAACCAGCUACAAACACAGCCUUGCUACUGGAGCCGAGGAGAUAAGCGUAACUUACCCGACCAAUUGAAGGAACUUACAAGACGAAUUAGAGACUUUUCCUCCCUGCUUCAGUCCUGAUGGCAUCCUUGACACCUAGCAGUACACACACACACACACACACACACACACACACACACACACACACACACACAGUUCAAAAACAUCCAACCAUCAGGGUGAAUGUUGAUUGACUGCUGGAGUGAGCAAAGCAACAGAAUGUAGUACUAAUGAGAGAGUCUGAUCUAUCGUUGUUAAAAUGUUAAAUGUCAAACAGAAUUGUGACCAAAAAUGAGUUUGUUGUUUGAUUUUACAAAGGUUGAAGGUGCUCUAAACAAUGUCACACGGUUAUUAGGCUACAUUUUUUUGUCACAUACAGCCCACAUCUCCUCACUAUCCUGUCCCCUGAACACACUGUAUAAAAAAAAUUUAAAAAAGUCGGUCUCUAUAGACAGCCCCAGCUCCAUAAACCGCAACAAAAACAAACUCGGCCAACCUGCACUAUGAACCAUAAGUGUUCCAGCCUAUAACCGACAAGACAAGUCAUCACUGUAGCAUUGUUUGCACGUAGGCUACUUCCACAAUGCCCGUUCAUAACUCAACCAACUCCUUUUUUACCGUUAUAGGUUGUUAUGGCUCGAAGCGCAGGUCGGCGCGGUUUGUUUUUGUGGAGCUCGGUUGUCUACGGAGACCGUGUUUUUUUGUUGUGUUCAGGGAACAGGCAGCAAACAGUGACAUGUUUGCUGUAUGUGACUAAAAAAUGUUGUAGCCUAAAAAAUGCGCAACAUCGCUUCGAACAGCUUUUAAACCGUAAACGGGAUCAGUUGCUCUGAAACAUUUCAGCAGAACUCGUGUGUGUAUCCGUCUUAGAACUAAAAUUGUUUAUUACUCUUAACUUGAGUAUGUCUGAGGUGUUAGGCAGUUUUUUUUUAAUAAUCAUUCACAUCACAAUACUAGCCACACUUUAUUCCAUGUAGUUAAUAAUAAUGUCUAUACAGUAAUAGACAGAGGGGUUUGUUUUGUUGAUGAUUGUAAAAUCUGAAUUCAACGUCCCUCCUUUUUUCCCACCCCAACUUGUAUUGUCCUUUCCACUUCUCUAAAUGUUCAUAUUGUAUUUCUGAAUAAAUAUGUUUUAAACUUCA